UUGUUACAUUUCCCAGUUUUUUCUUCCCGAAGCAAAGACAUAGCGGGCAAGUUGAAAAGAUGAAAAGGAGACCGCUGCUUUUAAAGGACCUUCAAGGGCGUCUCGAAGACUAAUGCAGAGAAUUAACAAAAACGUGGUUUUAGGCCUUCUUACUUUGACAAGUUCCGUCUUCCUCCUGUUCCAGUUGUACUAUUAUAAGUAUUAUUUGUCUCCGAAGAAUGGAGCUGUUUUCCCCAAGAUUAAAGGGAGUCAGACGGGACAAGACAGUAGCAGAUGGCAUGUGGUUAGGAAAUUCCUUGGUUUGGUAUCCAGCCACCAUAUACCUGUGCAUCUUAUCGAUCCGUUGCUUCUAGGACUGAUUGCUACUAACUUGGAGCAGCUCAGGGCCUCCCCUGAGGGCAGCCGUUCAGAAUGCAGAUACUUCUGUGCUCCCAGGGAUUUCACCACGUUUGCACUACUGGAGAAAACCUGGAAACUUGAGGUGGGCUUGUUCCGAGCGGCAGAGCGAGUGGGAUUCCAGUGGCUAAAGGUUCAGAGCAGAGACCCCCGUCUGGAAGGGAUGGAGGACCUCUUGGGAACUGAGAUUCCCUUGCACUACAUCUUCAGACUGGCCAAUCAUGCCAUCCACGUGGUGGUCUUUUAUGAGAGGAAUGGCAACUAUCUGUGGCACGGGCAGCUGCGGUUGAAACGACACGUGGACAGGAAGUUUGUGCCUUUCCGAAAGCUGCAGUUCGGCCGCUACCCUGGAGCCUAUGAGAAGCUAGAACUAUUAAACGUGUCUCUUGAUGGAUUAACAGUCCAGAUUCCGAAAGCACCAUCUCAUUUCCUCGAAGAGAAGUCCCGCUCGAGGUUUCUUGAAUGUAGGUACAGAGAAGCUCGGUCUUUCUUUCAGCUGUAUCCUGAUGAUACGUCUCUUGAUGCGGUGGAGUUCAGGAAAAAGGCCAAGGCGUUAUUGCAUCUCGCUGCUUUGACGUUAAAGAGUUUGGGAGUGAGAUUCUGGCUGAGCAGUGGAACGUGCCUGGGUUGGUACAGGCAGUGCAAUAUUAUUCCUUACAGCAAAGAUGUAGACUUGGGGAUUUUUGUUAAAGACUAUAAACCGGAUAUUAUUCCAGCAUUUCAGAAGGCGGGAUUACCACUGAAGCACAAGUUUGGCAAGGUCGAAGACAGCUUGGAGCUUUCCUUCCAAGGGGAAGAUGAUGUGAAGCUUGAUAUUUUUUUCUUCUAUGAAGAGGAUGACCACAUGUGGAAUGGAGGCACUCAAGCCAAAUCAGGCAAAAAAUUCAAGUACCUGUUUCCCAAGUUCACGCUAUGUUGGACUGAGUUUUUGGAACUCAAGGUGCGGGUACCCUGUGAAACCCGCCACUAUAUCGAAGCCAACUACGGUCAAGAGUGGAAGACGCCUGUAAAGGAGUGGGAUUGGAAGAGCUCUCCACCGAACGUGCAGCCCAAUGGGAUCUGGCCUAUCAGUGAGUGGGAAGAAGUCAUCCAGCUGUAUUGAGAUGCUUGUAAGAGCUCGGAAUGGAUUUGUCCAUCAUACAGCAGUCGUAAUCAGAUUGGAGAUCCUUGUCCGUUUACAAAGGAGAGGUUGUAAACUAUUUUUUUUACAGUUUUAUCAAGACACUUUUAAACAUUUUCUCAGCAUGACACAGAUUGGUCUGUUGCUUUAAGGUACUGAGAAAUCUCUAACGUCUCUAAGGAUGGAUGGAUAACAAGGAAAAACUAUAUCAGGGAGCCAGUGGAGGGAGAAAGUAAAACUGAAACUGUCUUGGAAAACGCCCCUUAGUAAAGAAAAGAAUAACUCAAUCUUCUAAAAUGAAAAUAAGCCUUGCCAAGGAGAAAGUGGGGAAAAUCUUUACGUAAUUAGAGCCAAAAUGCCUGGGAAGGUUCCUGGUGCAGAAAAGUACACAAAGAAAGAAAAUACUUGUGAGUCGCUAAGUUAGCACUCUUUAUCGAGAAGCAUCCUGAGCUGGCUGGGGAAAGCGUGUUUUCAGUUUCCGUGGCAGUUGUGCACGUUUCUCCUAAUUAAAGGGGGGGGGUCCGUUCUCCAAAGGCCAGUGGUUUGGGGAUUUAGGAGGAGAACACUUAGUUGUGACCACAUGACCAAGAUCUAUCUUUGCAUCCGGGUUGCUACUGAAGUCAGAGCAUCGAACGGAAAAAAUGCACACAGUGCGACGGACUUUCUCGCCACUUUGUGGCAAAACAUGAGAAGCAGCGAGACUUGCUUUCAUGCUUUUGCAGCUCCCCCACCCAUAUUAUGGUGCUGUUGCCUACAUGGGCAGCUUUCAGACAGGAAGUACUGGUGAUUCAGUGUCCUUGCCUCUUUUUUUGCAGCCUCUGUGGUGUGGUCAGGGCAUGGAUGACCCAGGCUGCGAUCCCCACUCGGCCAUGGGAGGUUGCUGGGUGACCUUAAGCCAGCUACACUCUGUCCGCCUAACCUACCUCGCAGGGAGGUGGUUGUGAGGAUAGAAUGGAGUUGAGACCCACAUACACUGCCCUGAACUCUCCAGAGGGAGGGUGGAAUGGAACUGUGGCAGAGUUCCUGUACCUACAGUGUUUGUAGUCAUGCUUCCUCUUCCGCAUGCCUAUGGGGAACCCACGUUUGCUUGCACAGACCAAGGCUAAAAUACAAGGGUUGUGAUGGAGGAGCGACGAAAUUCCUUCUCUGUUCCUGGAAAUCUUUUUUUUGUUAGUGUAGGUUAAACUUCAGGUAAGCCAUCUCAGGAUGAAUCUGUAGGAAUGUGUAAUAAACAGUGUUGUUGCCGCCUCGGUUCAACCUUUCAAUAUUUGCUAGGUGUAAGAAGCUUUUGUUGAGAAGGGAGCUUGUUUCUUCUAUCCACGGCUGCUAUUUCUGUGAGAUUCUUCAGUGCUAGUUCUAUUUAUUGCCUUAUGUUGGGUGAAAACUUGAUAUCUCGUUUCCCUUCUUGUAUUUAUGUAAGGAAGGAAGAUCAGUGAGGAGGAAAACUGGUUUCCGAUGCAAUCCAAAGUAGAGUUACACCCUUUUAAGUCCAUUUAAGUCAAUGCACUUAGAAAGUUGAAACUCUGCUUAGGAUGGCUACAGAACAGACAAGGUUAGUAUUAAAAGUGGGUAGGAUGUUGGCUACAGUGUUGGUUCGAAUCUGAGCUCUGCCACGAAGCUCACUAGGUGACCUCAGGCCGGUCAUACCCUCUCAGCCUAACCUACCUCACAGGGUUGUGAGGGUAAAUUGGGGGAAGGGAGAAUGAUGUAAGCCACUUUGAGUCCCUGUUGGCGAGACAGGCAAGGUACAAAUCAGGGGUUCUCCAAGCUUUUUGAGCCUGUGGGCACUGUGAGAAUCUGACACAUUCUGGUGGGCGCGGCAACAAAAUGGCUGCCGCAGAAUGGCUGCUGCAGGAGACGGAGCCAGACACAAAAUGGCUGCUACAGCUUGCCUUCAGUCACACAGCGAAGAUCCUCGUGCUGUGGGAGCAGCUUCUGCCGAAGCAAUGUUUUUAAAAAUCUGCGUAGCCAAUCAGUACCCCAAUGGCCAAUCAGAAGCCCUGCUGGGCAAAAGCCCCACCUGGCCCCACCUACUUUCUAAAAACACCUGGCAGGCACCAGGAAAGGUUUCUACGGGCACAGUUGGGCCCACUGGCACCACGUUGAGGACCCCUCUUAUAAACAAAGUAAAUAAAAAUAACACGUGUUUAUACCCAUUCAGCAGAGGGUGGCUGACCAGUUAAUUGGUAGGCUUUCCAUCCAUACAGAUGGCAUCUAAGGCAAGGAAGAAUAGUGCUCUGAAGAGCUGAUAUUGCAUACGUUCGAACUUCAUGCUUCAGGAGGUGAGAAUUUUCUGCUUGCCUCAACAUUAAAGUCGGCAGGAAGCAACUUUUUCUAUCUAUAUAUUGUCGAAGGCUUUCACGGCCGGAGAACGAUGGUUGUUGUGGAUUUUCCGGGCUGUAUUGCUGUGGUCUUGGCAUUGUAGUUCCUGACGUUUCUCCAGCAGCUGUGACUGGCAUCUUCAGAGGUGUAGCACCGAAAGACAGAGAUCUCUCAGUGUCAGACUGACUAUACAGCCAGGAAAAUCCACAACAACCAUUUUUCUAUCUAAUCUGUACUCGUAGCCUAUUCAUUUUUAAAACUUCAGGGUUUUAAAACAUAUAACAAGGAAGGGCAUCAUGGAUUCUCAGUUUACUAGUAAGACACAUAUGGAGCAGAGCAGCAGCCUGAAACUUUAAACAUGGGUAAAGCUCUGGCUGUGUAUUUAUUCACAAUUAACAAGUUUCCUCCAAUUUAUACUACUGUAACCCUAAAUAUGAACUGUGAUAUUGUCCCAGAUUUACUUACCGGUUUCUGUAGUCCAGGCCUGAAUAGCUUGCGAAUAGUGAUAUAACCCCGCAUAUGGCAUUCCUGUAUUCACUGCCUGCCUGGGCUUGUAAAUAUACCAGUGAGUUUGUUGUGCAUCACAUAGUUUGCAUGUGGCCAUGGGCUUUGUUUAGCCUUUCUGGGACACAAGUUUGUGAUGCUCUAGUCAGUCGUAACCUUUUGUGGUUGUGGUUACGCUCUUGGAAGUGAAUCAGAAGAGAAGUUGAAUUGUUAGUUACUUCCUGCGUUGGGUUCUAGAUGUUCUGGUGUUGCUUUUGAAGUUGAAGGACACCCCCCCACACACACACCAGCACAGAUGGACAAAGCAAGACAAGGGGGUUGCGUGAAUGUAAAUAAAACUCGAACAAACCCUAGAAUAUUCUGUCAGACUAUGGCUUCUCAGACAUGAGAGUCUGUCUUACUCCCUUCUGCAAGAAGACAAGGUCUUUUGAUUUCAAAAGGUUUUAUUUUGAAAGACAGCAUUCAGGUCCAGAUGUACAUCUUCCAGGAUUUGAGAUCCUGGCUGAACGAAGCAUUGUUAGGAAUGAGACACAGAACGAAAGUUGUUACAUUUCACCCUCUCAGAGCCCAGCCUCCCCCCAGAGUUCACAUAACAUGAAAGUUCUCUGUGGGAACGCCGGCCAAGGUCGGGUCGGAUCGGCUCGAAGAAUAGAUAAGACAGUAUCCUUUCCCAUGGAAUCGGCUCCUUGCAGGUGGUGGGGCCUAGAGGGAAAAGAAGACGAAACCACUACAGAAUUAGACAUGGCGUUACUUAGGUUAUUUCCUCUCAGGUACUAUGCAAACAGGUCCUGACAUAUUCACCGUCUGAAUGUCAGACUGAAACCGCUUUGAUCACUUUCUUAUCUCAGUUAAUGAAGGUGUGGUCUAGAGCAUGGAUGGCCGGCUGUUUUCAGAAGCUGAGAAAGACCGUAGGUUUCAGUGGUACAUCCCUCAAGGUCUUCUGCAAAGUUACUUGUCCUAAAGUGACGUGGGAGCUUUAUUAGAGUGCCUCAACAGCUAUAAUGGUGUCAAGUUGCUGUUCCCUCCCCAUCAAAGCCACUAGCUAGAAAAUUAGGAUAGAAAGUUUGAUUUGGACUGGAUACAGUUGAGUUUGACUCCUCAUCCAGGCCAUGAAGUUCACGGGGUCACCUUGGGCCAGUCAUUCUUUCUCAGCCUGGCCUAGCUCACAGGGUGAUUGUGGGACAAGGAAUAGCCCCGCGAACUCCAUUGAAGAAGAGGUAGAUAUAAAUGUAAGGAAUGAACAAAUAACUUUAAAGUAACGUUUUGUUUUCAGUUAGAGCAUUAGAAGUAGUUUAAGAUGGUUGUUUUUCUCUUCCCUUACUGUGGGAAGCUUGAUAACCAUUACGAAAUUAGGUGAAGUAAGACAAGAAACCAAGUUCCUGAAAAACAUAUUGGUGCUCGGCAGAGUGAAUACAUUCUCAUGUUGUAUCUGUGUAUGUAUAGUGAAGUCUGUUUAAAUUAUUUGGAUCUCUGUUACGCAAAGCACAAUGACGUAGCCACUCUUCUAUGCGGACAGCAAAUGUGAAUAGAGUGUUUUCUGGUGCAUUAAAAAUAUGUAUGGCUUUUCCUCUUUAGAUUGAAUUAGCCACUUACGAGAAAAUGGAUGUCCCCCCCCCCCCCAGAUUUUUUUAAAAACAAAGAUGAUACUGUAUUGUGUUUAACAACAAAGCUGACCAUUUUGAAUUUUUUGGAAAAAACCUGUCAGAUCAAUUGUGAUUUUCUACCCGUGCAGUGACGCUUAACAAUGGGGCAGAUUUCCGCUAGUCCCCCCCCCCCGUCAUGCCCACACUCUUCUUGAGGGUGCCCUGAAUCCUAGGGGCAGCAUUAUGGGGGUGGCUAUGGGCUGGAGCAGGAAGGAGUGAAGCGGUGAAAUCCUGUGUCUCGAGGUCAGGCUGUCCUUGCAGUUUGUUGGAUAUAACCCAGUGGGACCUAAUCCACAUAAGUUAGUUGUGCUUGAACCCCAAGGAAAUCAAUAUGAUAAAUUAGCCUCCACUAUCUUUUCUGGAUUGGGAUCAGUUUUUUAUAUAUUCUUUAUGUCAAUUAUGUAGAGGGAUGUUUUUACACCUGCAAUUCAGGGCGCUACUGCUUACAAAAGAAGCUUUGCCCUGUUUGUUUGCCCACCAUAAACAACUGGUUGGUCACUGUGUAUAAAACCGUGUUGGACUAGAUAGACCACUGGUCGGAUCCAGCAGGGCUCUUCUUACGGACUCUGAAGUGUUGAGAUUUUUUUUAAAAAAAAAUUAAUAGUUUAUGCAUAUCAUGAUGACACGUUUUAUUUAUAAUAAA
Messenger RNA from Eublepharis macularius, 6628 nucleotides. It is a transcript of the gene FKTN, whose product is annotated as fukutin. The coding region runs from base 113 to 1498 and encodes 461 amino acids. The transcript has 9 exons. Lineage: Eukaryota; Metazoa; Chordata; Lepidosauria; Squamata; Eublepharidae. Gene Ontology annotation, cellular component: Golgi membrane. The record is from RefSeq and is a predicted model, not a curated record.